AUGACGGAAGUGAUUACCUUAGGUCAUAUACGUGGACCUAGGGUACAACAACAAAUGCAUUUCAUGCGUGUCAACCUUCACGUGGCCCCGUGGCGAAUAGCCCGGCUCUAUCCCGUAUUGAACAAGUGCCAAUUCUCAACGACACCAACCAAAGCGAAAUCAGUCCAUCCGUCGACACCAGCACGGACUAGAUUUGCUCCGUCGCCAACUGGCUUCUUGCAUCUAGGAUCGCUACGAACAGCGCUUUACAAUUACCUUUUGGCCAAGAAUAGCGGCGGACAGUUUAUUCUCCGGAUAGAAGACACCGACCAGAAACGAACAGUCGCGGGGGCGGAAGAGAGCAUCUUUGAUGCGUUGCAGUGGUGUGGAUUAGAGAUUGACGAGAGCCCGAGACAUGGGGGACCCUAUGGUCCGUAUCGACAGUCGGAAAGGAAAGAAAUUUACCACAAAUAUGCUCAGCAGUUGCUAGAUAAGGGGUUGGCUUACAAGUGCUUCUGUCCCAAGGAACGGCUCUUGGAGUUGCGGGAGUCAGCCAUGAAAUUGAAACCGCCAACGAAUGUCACUUAUGAUCGAAAAUGCUUCCAUGCACAUCAACAGCAGCAAGAAGAAAAAGAAACAAAUUGUGGUGGGGACUAUGUGAUUCGGUUCAAGUCACCUUAUAACUACCCCAAGUUUAACGAUUUGCUACACGGAGACGUCGACAUCCAGCCUCAAUACAACGCCCGAGAUCAAAGAUUCGAUGACUUUGUAAUUGUCAAAGCGGAUGGAAUGCCCACUUACCAUUUCUCCAACGUGGUGGAUGACCACGUCAUGAAAAUCACCCAUGUCAUACGAGGCGAAGAAUGGCUCGCUUCAACCCCAAAGCACGUGGCCUUGUACAACGCAUUUGGAUGGGACCACCCCGAGUUUGUUCACAUUCCGUUAUUGACGUCCCUUGAAGACCGGAAGCUCUCAAAACGCAAAGGAGACUUUGACAUAUUGCAAUUGCGAAAACUGGGAAUCUUGCCGCUGGCGUUGUUGAACUUUGUUGCUCUUUUCGGAUGGGCACCCGUGCGGAAAUUGAAUGAAAAGACCUCGGAAGUGCUCGACUUGGACGCGUUAGUCAAGUCAUUUUCGUUGGACCACUUGACCAAAGGAAAUGCCAAAGUGAGCGAGUCCAAGCUCCAGUUUUUCCAAAAGGAGCAUUUCAAAAAGUUUACCCUGACUCCGGCAAAUGUCGAAAAAUUGGCCGAUGGCUAUUUCGAGGAGUUCCAAAAAUACAGCAAUGGUAAAACAAUGCAGUAUUUGAAAGAUUUGAUCGUCAGCUUGGCUCCGAAUAUGCACCAAGUGAGCGAUAUUGGAAGAGACCAUCGGUACUUGUUUGCGGAUGUAAGCUAUGACAGCGUGAAACCACCAAAGAAUAAGAAAAUAUCGCGGUUGAUUCUAAAUUCCAUCGUCAAGAACGGAUUUUCACUCGCACAGGAACAGUUGCUCGCUAAUGGCAGUGGGAUCCAAAAGAAGGACGUCUUCACCACAAUUAGGUCUGCCUUGAGUGGAGGUAAACCGGGGCUUCCAAUCAACGACUUAAUCAAGUUUCUUGGUGAAAAAGAGAGCAUGCGUAGAGUUGAAAAGUAUCUACACACCAUCGAAGCAAGGUGA
Lodderomyces beijingensis is the source of this 1638-nucleotide messenger RNA. Lineage: Eukaryota; Fungi; Ascomycota; Pichiomycetes; Serinales; Debaryomycetaceae. The record is from the annotation of a GenBank genome assembly.